CGCAGCGCGAUUUUACUAACAUACAAGGAGUCUGUAACACCCCAACAUUGCCAAUACAUUCAACAGCAAAGUGCAUUUCCACCGCCACAGUGCCUUCGGCCACUGUACGCUCGCUGCAUCCACGACGGCAACGAAUGAACAGUGCUUGUUGCGCAGGGUGUUCGAAGCGAUUCAAUGCAUUUCGCUGGAGCCACUCUUGCAAACUGUGCUUUGAACGCGUGUGCUCCAAGUGCUCCACGAAAACAUCACCGCCAGUGGUGCACGACAUGAAGCGUACCAAGGCCAAGCGGAUCUGUCUGGCAUGCAUUACAGAUGCCACCGCCACGCACCUCCAAGGACGAGUUCCAGCCUCGACCCUGAACCCCACCGCGGCACUGCUGCUCACGUUCCCCCGGGCCUGCCCCCCUCCGUCGCAUGUCGAUUUGACCGCGCUAGCCCCUCGCUUCCAGCAUGACGCGACAUUUUUCCUCCUCCUCGAGCAAGCAAUCUUAGCCAUCGAUGGCGCCGCUAGGGGGCUCAUUCAGCUGAUCGGCGUUCGUGACAUGGCUGUCGUGGCUUCGUAUAACCUCGAUGACCCACCCAUGUUGAGUCGAAUCGACGCAGGCCUCGUGACACUGCAGUCGUCACCAUCGAUCGUUCGAGAAGCCUACCACGACCACAUAUCGUUCGUCCGCGUGCCGCUCAUGCUUGCGGCGGCGUGCAUUGGCACACUGGAAGUGGAGUGCCCCAAUGGAUACCUUCUGUCGAUGGAAACCCUCGAGGAACUCGACGAGAUUGCGUCCACGGCCGCCAUGGUCAUGCAAAACACGGCCAUCGAGUCGUCUGCCCAUCCAACGCCGCCUGGACCGUCGUCUGGAGUCAACCAUCGGCACAAACCCCGCGGCAACUCGACAUCCACCGCCAGCACCAGUAGCACCAGCAUAUACAGCUACCACACCAUGGCCAACAAUGAUGAUUCGCAUUCGAGUGCGAGCGAUUCCGCCGAAGAAAGGAUGAUGGAGGCACUGCUGACCAUGUCCAAGCACACGGCUCACUUGAUUCGAGGCACCAAUGAGGAGUGCCGAUACCUGUUGAAGUAGCACAACACUGUUAUUUAUUACCGCUCAAUAUAUC
Molecule: messenger RNA, 1113 nt
Organism: Aphanomyces astaci
Lineage: Eukaryota; Oomycota; Saprolegniomycetes; Saprolegniales; Verrucalvaceae
Exons: 1
Coding region: 135-1079 (314 amino acids)
Molecular function (GO): metal ion binding
Source: RefSeq, a predicted model, not a curated record